CCCAGCUAGACCUACAGAAAAAAAACUCUAAAAUAGUUGUUGGUAAACCAGCAGGUGAGCAGUCGAACAUCGUGGCCGCCUCUGCUCAGCCCAGAUCUCCGAUGGCCACCGCACCCGCCGCCCCGCCGCCGGCCUCCGCGGACGACGAGAUCAUCUACGAGUCCAUGCCCUGCAUCCGCGUCUACAAGGACCGCGUGGAGCGCUACUUCGGCACCGAGUUCGUCGCCGCCUCGACGAACGACUCCACCGGCGUGGCCUCCAGGGACGUCGUCAUCUCCCCCAACGUCUCCGCGCGCCUCUACCUCCCGCGCCUGGACGACGGGAACGCCAAGCUCCCCAUCUUCGUCUACUACCACGGCGGCGGCUUCUGCAUCGGCUCCGCCUUCAACCCCAUCUUCCACGACUACUUCAACUGCCUCGUGGCCCUCGCCGACAUCCUCGUCGUCUCCGUCGAGUACCGCCUCGCCCCGGAGCACCCCGUCCCCGCCGCCUACGCCGACUCCUGGGAAGCGCUCGCCUGGGUCAUCUCUCACCUCGGCCCCGCCGGCGACGGCGCCCGGGACCCGUGGAUCGCGGGCCACGCCGACUUCUCCCGCCUCUUCCUGGGCGGCGAGAGCGCGGGCUCCAACAUCGCGCACCACAUGGCGAUGCGCGCUGCCGCGGAGGGGCUGGCCCACGGCGCCCGGAUCCGGGGACUCGUCAUGAUCCACCCCUACUUCCUGGGCACGGACAAGGUGCCCUCCGACGACCUCAGCCCGGAGGUGCGCGAGAGCCUGGGGUCCCUGUGGCGCUUCAUGUGCCCGACCACCACGGGGGAGGACGACCCGCUCAUCAACCCCUUCGUUGACGGCGCCCCGCCGCUAGCGUCCCUGCCGUGCGGCCGCGUGCUCGUGUGCAUCGGCGAGGGCGACGUCCUCCGCGACCGCGGCCGCGCCUACUACGACCGGCUCAGGGCCAGCGGGUGGCCCGGCAAGGCAGAGAUUUGGCAGGCGCCCGGCAAGGGACACACGUUCCACCUCCUGGAUCCGUGCUGCGACGAGGCCAUCGCGCAGGAUAAAGUCAUCAGCUACUUCCUCAGCCACUGACUCGCCUCGCGUCCUCGCCGGUGGUGGUGGCGUUGUUGGGCUUGGAUCAAAAUUAGCUUCUUUCAUGCUGGCGCUACACUACAUACCUUACUUCUAGUACAUAUCAGGUUCAGAGUUGUAUCCGUAUUCUUUGAAAUUGGAUCUCAGAAUGGAGCUUUGCCCAUUGUUAGUAGGCAAUGGUGUUGAUGUAUUGCACCUGGUAAUUUGGGGACGAUGAUACAGUCAUAGUGUCAUACAUAUGAAAUUAUACUUGUUUGUCACACAGAAUUUGUUGAAACAAAUGUUCCAUCUUUUAC
This is a messenger RNA of Zea mays, 1381 nucleotides long. Its product is annotated as gibberellin receptor GID1L2. The record is from RefSeq and is marked validated. Lineage: Eukaryota; Viridiplantae; Streptophyta; Magnoliopsida; Poales; Poaceae. Gene Ontology annotation, molecular function: hydrolase activity. The coding region runs from base 102 to 1085 and encodes 327 amino acids. The transcript has a single exon.